This is a messenger RNA of Equus quagga, 2628 nucleotides long. It is a transcript of the gene KCNE4, whose product is annotated as potassium voltage-gated channel subfamily E regulatory subunit 4. Gene Ontology annotation, cellular component: membrane. The coding region runs from base 139 to 651 and encodes 170 amino acids. Gene Ontology annotation, molecular function: voltage-gated potassium channel activity involved in ventricular cardiac muscle cell action potential repolarization; transmembrane transporter binding; delayed rectifier potassium channel activity. The transcript is spliced from 2 exons. The record is from RefSeq and is a predicted model, not a curated record. NCBI's taxonomy places the organism in Eukaryota, Metazoa, Chordata, Mammalia, Perissodactyla, Equidae. Gene Ontology annotation, biological process: regulation of ventricular cardiac muscle cell membrane repolarization; ventricular cardiac muscle cell action potential; potassium ion export across plasma membrane.
AUCCCAAGUGCAGCAGCAGACUUGUCAGAGCCCCGAGCCCGCGCGGAGGAAGGACGUUCUUAGACUUGGAGAUUUAAGACUUCAGGACUUUGGACGAAUUUGCCAGCCUUUGACCCUGGCUCUGUAAGAAGUGCUUCAAUGCUGAAGAUGGAGCCUCUGAACAGCACGGACCCCAGCACCGCAGCCCCCAGCAGCCCCCUCGAGUUGCAUGUGCCCGCCAGUGGCAGUGGCAACGGCAAUGAAUACUUCUACGUUCUGGUUGUUAUGUCCUUCUACGGCAUUUUCUUGAUGGGGAUCAUGCUGGGGUACAUGAAAUCCAAGAGGCGGGAGAAGAAGUCCAGCCUGCUGCUGCUGUACAAAGACGAAGAGAGGCUCUGGGGGGAGGCCAUGAAGCCGCUGCCCGUGGUGUCCGGCCUGAGGUCGGUGCAGGUGCCCAUGAUGCUGAACAUGCUGCAGGAGAGCGUGGCGCCCGCCCUGUCCUGCACCCUCUGCUCCAUGGAAGGAGACAGCGUGAGCUCCGAAUCCUCCUCCCCGGACGUGCACCUCACCAUCCAGGAGGAGGGGGCGGAUGACGAGCUGGGGGAGACUUCGGAGACGCCUCUUAAUGAAAGCAGCGAAGGGUCCUCGGAGAACAUCCAUCAGAAUUCCUAGCACCUCCAGGGCCUCUGGAGGUGGCCCCAUCAGCCAGCACCCUUAGAGAGAGGAAGGACACUUUUCGUGUCUGGUUUCACUUUUCAGUGCAGCUGCCACUUUGAAGAGACCCUUGGCAAGCCCCUGAAUGGGGGGUGGUGGGGCACAAGGCUCAGCUGGAGCUGGUAGCAGCCAGGAAUCCAUGACAUGCCUGUGGUGUGACCCACCACUGAAAAAGCCCCAAAGGCGUGCAGUGUGUACAUUGACUUUUGGUCGCGGGGGUUGGGGCUCCUGUUCAGAAUUUGGCAGGUCCACGUGCUCACUGUUGUUUCCUCACUGGAUGCCCUGGGUGCCUCCUGCCCCAUCUUCACACUCCCAGGGCUGCCAAAUGCCUAGGACACGCAGAGGGAGUAAUUUUGAUUUGCUAAGUUGCCUAGAACCUUGUUCUUCUAGAUCUGAUUGGCUGUAAGUACCUCUCCUGUGUACCUAGGUCAUUAAUUCACAGCAGGUUUCUUGGGAGAGUUCCAGGGGGAAAUUUGAUGGAAGACUUUUGAUGGGAGAAAGCUGGAGAUCUGAACCUGGCCCGUUUGCAUACUGUAAGGAAAAAACUGCAACUUUUAAACCUGUUAGCAUUGGCUGGGAUUAAGAGACAUAAUCUGCUAUUUUGACUUUUUAUGUAACCCAUGACUUUGAACUCUGACCUGGGACCAUCCAGCAUCACAUGCUGGCAUGACAUUUUUUUGGUUGGAAGGGCUUCCCCAGAAUCUAGCCUGCACUCUGAAUGGCUAUGCAGGGGACUCUUCCUGAUCUUUCUAGAAGGGGUGAUGGUGGGGUUGAACAAGGCCAAACCAUUAGCUCUGCUGCUGCUCAUUUUCCCAGCCUCAUUUUCUGAGCUGGGAGAGGACAUCCUGGGGGCCUCCACGAUAUGGCAUUUCGUCACGUAGCUGAGACCUAGAGGGCAUGUCAGGCGGAGAUUGCACAAAACUGGGGUCCAAUUCUGUGUUUCCUGAUCCCGAGCCCUGACACUGAUUUGCUGUGUGGUCCUGGGCAUGUCACCAAGAGGCUCACUGCCUUCAUGAGACUCCUGGUAAGCUAGAUCCCCAGGGGGCUGGGAGGAUGUCUUUAGAUUUUAAGACUCUGUGAUAAAUUCUGCCUGGCCUGGUGUGAGGAAGCUUGGACAAAACAUUUCCUCCUUGGCCAUUUAGUCUGAAAAAGGAUCUGCUUAUUUAAAGGAGCAGUUGGAGGCACAGAACACAUGUCGCUGGGAAAUUCGGGGCCAAUCACCAACCCAUCCCUGCUGCCAUUUUCCCAGCACUGAACCAAAGGCGCAAACACCACAUAUUACGUUGCAAAUUUCUCUAGGUGGUGGAAUGUUAAUAUUCCCACUAAGGCAAUGGGAAAUCUAAAAGAAAAUGCUCAAGAAUGCUUGCCAGUGUCUCCAUGUGUUCCUGUGGUCAAUAGCUUUGUAGCAGAUACUUCAGGCCCUUGAAGACAAGGAGAAAGAGAGAUGCACCAAAAGGUCACAUUUAAUUCUAGUAAAAACACAAAGCUUUUUUUUUAUUUUUAAACAUACCCUCCCUAGAUUGGAGACAGCAUUAACUACUGUUCCCAUGGAAGGGUUAACAGUGUAGGAGCUGGGUAAUCAGUUUGCCUUGACGCAGCGCUGGAGGAAAUUUGUCUGAGGGAAAAGGGCCCUCGUUCCCUUUAAAAUCAGAAUGUGGAUUUACUCCAAAGGGGGCUGUUUAAGGUGAAAGAAGCCAAGUUCAGUUUGGCCCCUUGCCUGGAAUCACUUGAAUUCUGAAACUUUACUGCGACGGACAUGUGCGUUGUCACAUUUUCCAUUGCUUAAUCCUGAAGUUUGGUGCAAGUCUAUCUGCGCCUAUUAAAAAGUGAUGUAUAUACUUCCUUCUUAUUCUAUUGAGUUGUAUAAAAUUGUCUUCUGUAUUUAACUGUUUGUAAUUUUCACAAUAUUUUUUAAUUUAAAUAAACAAACACAUU